GUCGUCAUCGUCGCCGCCGCCGACGCCGUCAAACCGCCGACAGAACGCAAUCGCCUGCACACCGCGGAGCAAGCACGCACGCAGUUGUACCAAAAAAGCACGAGCGCACGCCAUGAAUUUAUUCGCAUCGCUUGCACUGUCGGUCGCCGUUGCGGUGGCCGUCACGGACAUGGUGGUCAAUGGGCUGCCCGCACCCGGCAAAGCGGACGCGGCCAAGAUCCAAAAGAACAUGGCCAAGAACAAAGCCAAAAAGACUCAGGAGGUGCUCCAGUUCGGGAACCAACAGAACCGACAAGCGGACACCAGGAACUACGCAAGGGCCGAAAAAAGACAGGUACGCCUUGAUGAUCACGAACAUGAUCCCGAUCCGGUACCAGAAGUGAACAAUGCCCUUGAUCGUGGCAGUUAUCCCCAGUCGGCCAGGCAUGAAAAGAUUUCUGAACUUUUCCUCAACCCAGAUAAUUACGGUCUUCAAUCUUUGGAUGCGGACGAUCGCUACAAGAGAAACGCCUAUCAUUUCGGGUCUCCGGUCAAAAGGAGUGGUUCUAGAGUGUACCGUCCGUACGUGGACAGCGGACGUGCCAAACGCGACUUGGAUAUUGAUCCCGAAGACUGGCUGGCGUUGAUGACUCUCGUGGAAGCAGAGCGUAAACAAAAGGCUCACGAACAAUCCAGAGGUUCUAGACAGCAUUACGGACGUUUGAACGAGUACGAAACGGAACCGUACAUAGAGAACGAGUUACAAGAGGAAGACGACGAAGACGAUGUCCCCGAAGGAUGGUUAGAAGGCCCGGUCGUACCGGCUCCAUUGUACGUGUCACCGAAAGAUUUCUACAUAAACAACGGGUAUACACGCAAGCAGAGAGCUCAACAUGGAUCCAAAAACGAUUAUUUUCAGGGUCUGAACCAUUACCAAGAGGAGCCGCAGUAUUAUAGAUUGUCGGACUACUACCGCCAUUACAACUUCUAAACAUAAUAAUAAUAAUAAUUAAGCAAGUACAACGAUGCUGUUUCACCCAACUAGUAUCAUUUAUACUUUACCAUCGCUAAUUUAUACAUUAAAAUAAUAUUAUAUACUUGACGUUAAUACUAUA
Sipha flava (yellow sugarcane aphid) is the source of this 1094-nucleotide messenger RNA. Its product is annotated as prohormone-2-like. The record is from RefSeq and is a predicted model, not a curated record. The transcript is spliced from 8 exons. The coding region runs from base 113 to 970 and encodes 285 amino acids. Lineage: Eukaryota; Metazoa; Arthropoda; Insecta; Hemiptera; Aphididae.